AUGGCCUGGCAGAGAUUCGUGGGUAGACGAGGCAACCCAUCGAAUGUGUUCUCCGACAACGGGUCCAAUUUUGUCGGUCCACAAAAGGAGUUGAGCAACUGGUUGAUGCAGUUAGACAAAUGCGCCCGGCAAGACCGACUGUCGCCAUCUGGAACCCAAUGGCACUUCAACCCACCUUACAGCAGUCACCAUCGCCAUCUGGAACCCAAUGGCACUUCAACCCACCUUGCAGCAGUCACCGCGGAGGAGUUUGGUAACGGCUUAUACGGUCGGUGCAAAACAUAUUGA
Echinostoma caproni is the source of this 288-nucleotide messenger RNA. The record is from the annotation of a GenBank genome assembly. Lineage: Eukaryota; Metazoa; Platyhelminthes; Trematoda; Plagiorchiida; Echinostomatidae.